ACGCGUCCGCCUGCGAGACCCAGAAUGCUCCGCGCCGAGCAAAGAUGGAAGAACCCAGCAGCUGCGGGAGAACAAUGUUUUGGCUCUAGAUAUUAAAAAACGGACAGCUGAGGGUAAACCACGCGAGCCAAAGCAGCAGGGUCAUGGUCCUGCACCGGAUCACAUUGAUUUUCACCACAUAGUUUUCCUGCCCGCCAGCCUUCACCAUGAGCAUCAUUCAAGACAAACUAGGGAAUGAAUUCCUGCGCUGCAACGGGAGCAUGGACUCCAGUUUUGGAGCAGGCAUGAUUAUGUUCAGCCAUCUCCCACCUGUCACCAGCUUCACACGGCUGGCUGCCCAUUCCGUAAUGCAGGACCUUCCACCUCAAGAAAUGAUCCUGAAGAAGGAGCGUGACUCCCCUGAUUGCACCAUGGACAACCAGGCUGGCAGCCUGGGAUGUGCAGGUGUGGGAGACUAUGUUCACACUAUAGGUAUCAAGCAGGAGAAGCUGACAGAGCACGAUUAUCGCUUGCCUCUCUACCCUGGUGGCCUGGUAAAGAGCACAGAGCUGCUGGAGGUAAAUGUUGGUAACAACCAAGAUUUAUUGGUGCACGAUCUCAACAUGGGCAGUCUGCCAAGUCAGUUAGAAAAGGAGCCCACUGGGAAAAAAGGUCGAAGGUCAAAUGGUGAUGGACAGGAGGGUAAACCAAGAAAGAAGAGAAGUGACGCAAAGCAGUCAGUGAUGCUGGAUGCAGAUGGAGGUAACCUGUCUCCAGGAUCCAGGCCUCACAUGUGUGAACAUUGCAAUGCAUCCUUCAGAAGCUCCUAUCAUCUACGCAGACACGUUCUCAUUCACACAGGUGAAAGACCCUUUAGAUGCACUCAGUGCAACAUGAGUUUCAUUCAGAAGUACCUUCUCCAGCGACACGAGAAAAUCCACAGUGGAGAGAAGCCAUUUAGCUGUGACCAGUGCAACAUGCGGUUUAUUCAGAAAUACCACAUGGAAAGACACAAAAGGACGCACAGUGGAGAAAAGCCGUACAGAUGUGAGACCUGCCAACAGUAUUUUUCUCGGACAGACCGACUGCUUAAGCACAAGCGAACCUGUGGAGAAGCCAUAAAGAAGGGGCUGGAUCCUGGGAUGAUGGACUUGAGUUGUGUAGAAAUGGGUAAUGGCAGCUAUGGGAUCACUCAGGGAAAUGCUGGGAGUGGCGGUAGGAAGAGGGGAAGGUCUAAAAAUUCUGGAGAGGGUGGGGAGCGCAAAAAGAAGAAGGGAGAUGGAGGGGGGUUGAGGGCAUCCCACAUGCAUGGGGCUGUAUCUGGAGGCUAUACUAUCCAUGAAUACUCACUGGAGAAUCAAGCGGUUUCUUCCUCUACUGAGCCAGACCCUAGAAUGCAACAAGGCCACAACGGCCAAGCUCCAAAGAUGGCAUUCAAAAAGGCCAAUCGUAAGGGCUUGGAUAAAGCAGGUCUGGGACAGGUCAAAGCAGGUACGUUGGAGCAGGGUGGGGGUAUGGAUGGCCUUGGGCUCCUGCAGGGUAAUGGGGCUAAAGUCGGACCCACCAGCAGCAAUUACGAUGACGCCAUGCAGUUUCUGAAGAAGCGUCGCUACCUUCAAGCAGCAAACAAUGCAAACGCCUCGGGACCUCCUGUAGCUGGAGGAUCUAGCACUGAGUAUGAUGUAAGCAUCCACUUGUCUUCCCAGCCUUCUGUAAUCCAGGGUGGCAUUUCUGGUGUAAUGGACAGCGAUGCUUCUCUUAGUCUUGACAAGUCAGGGAUCCCUGAUGAAGUGUUGCAGAGUCUGCUGGACCAUUAUGCCCAGAAACCUGAUAACUCACACCAGGAUGUUCACUUUGACAUCAAUGACCAACAUGUGGCACUGAACCCUACCACAUCUGAUGGUGCUGACAUCAGCCACAACACCAACACACCCAGCCCAUCAGGAGACAAGACUGUGAUGAUGCACGAAUACUCCCGCUUCCUGCUGCAAGCUUUGGAGCGCACCAGCCACAGUGCAGGCUUCCCUCUGGGACCUCCUGCCUCAGGACCCUUCACUGGUUCCCACCCAGGAAAUCCCAUCUACGCUGACAAGAACAUCUACACUACGUCCCCACUGGAGUGCGGGUUUGGCCAGUCGCUGUCUUCGCUGUCCUCCUCUGUGCCAAAGUCUCACUUUGCGAUGCUGACAGGCUCCUCACCACAGCACAGCUUCCACCUGGGCAGCCUGGAGGCCUCCACACACCAGCAGCUCACCCCUUCUCAGGAGCUCACCGAACAGAUGGAGAAACAGCACUCCUCCACUCCCCCUUCAUCCUACCAGAUCAGCCCAUCUGACCUGAGUAGCCAGAAGGACCACCCGCCUGUCAAAAAUGGUACAGCGGCAGCCUACCCUCUGGCCCCCUCGCAGGAUCUGGCCUCUCUGGACUCCUCUAAGCCUUCCUACCAGAUUGAAAACUUUGCCCAGGCCUUUGGCUCCCAGUUUAAGUCAGAUGGCAGAGGCUUGUCUUACGGCACUGACUCUGGCAGGGAGGUGGAUCACAGGAUACGGACACCUGUGUCUGAAUUCUCAGGGUAUAGUAGUUUGUUAUCUGAUGUCAAUGAGCCAGUAAGUACAGGUUCCAAAACUCCGACAAGCCAAAGCUACAGAUGAGAGCCUGAGAACGAGUAAAUGCUCUGUUGUUAAAGUUGAUGUCCUUAUUUUAAUUUUUCAGUGCUCCUAUUUUAUUAUUAUUAUUGUUAUUUUUUUAAGUGACAUCUAUAUUUUAAUUAUACUGAUGCUUUGUCUUUGUGCCCACUCCUCUUCCUGCAAUGAGCCUGGAAGGCUUCCUGCAAAUGCAAGUUUUUUAUUAUUAUUUUUUUUUAAGUAUCUGUAAUUUUAAGUUAAAUAUGUACUUUACUGUUUAUUCUGGUCACAUUAGUGACAUUAGGUUUGGUCAUUAAUUAUGAACUUUUUCAGUAAGUGUAGGGUAAGAGCCAGACGUAUUUCUUUUUCAACGAGCUGAAGUGUUUGAGCAAUCAACUUUACAACAUAGAAAUAACCACGAUGGCAGGGAUUAGCCCAGAAUAAAACUAGCAAAAAAAACAA
Molecule: messenger RNA, 3065 nt
Organism: Haplochromis burtoni (Burton's mouthbrooder)
Lineage: Eukaryota; Metazoa; Chordata; Actinopteri; Cichliformes; Cichlidae
Gene: znf281a
Product: zinc finger protein 281a
Exons: 7
Coding region: 207-2630 (807 amino acids)
Biological process (GO): regulation of transcription by RNA polymerase II
Molecular function (GO): RNA polymerase II cis-regulatory region sequence-specific DNA binding; DNA-binding transcription factor activity, RNA polymerase II-specific
Source: RefSeq, a predicted model, not a curated record